AAAUAUCCAUUUGCGUUUGAGUUAACGAAGAGAAGAGGUUGUGUUUUUGUCUUUCUGUUGUAGCGAGUUAAUAUUUAUAAACAGAUGACGGGCUCCUGGCUACUUUCCCAGCCUGUUGCUUGUAAUAGUACAUAUUUCAUUACAUCGUGUACCGGGCAAUUUACAAGCCUCUGUGCCGUCAGACCGUAUGUAACACUCAGUGAGACACGCCGGACAAGAUGCCUCGCGUUGCCAGUUCAGCUGAGCAUUAUGUUGGGCAAAGAUCCUUUGUGUUUUACGUAGGCGUAUGUUGGCGGUGAACCUUACUUUUUAAGUUUGUCAGCUUCGAGAUGGUUCUGGGGUUUAGAUAGUUACAAAAUAUGUUGGCUUUUUUUGCAUUCUUAAAAAUGUAUCAUAUUAUGUCGUAAUCUAAAGAAUUCAUGUCUUGGAAUUGUUUCAGAAUGCAAUGAUUUGUAUUUGCGUAAUAUUUAAUGCACAGCCCUGUCUUGGUGUGUUUUUAUCCGGAUUUGUUUUUAUAUGUGAUCUUGGUGUUAAUCAUGCGUGUAGAAACUUCAGACCGGAUUAGUCGGACUGCGCGCUUUUUAAUACCCUGUGAGCUCUGGCCGUCAGUCACAUGCUGCCUCCGCAGUCGUUCAUUAACGUCGUUAAGGUGACUUUAAACGCGUUACUAUCGACGAGGGGUUUUCAGUCUCGCCAAAUCGAACGGACCUGUGAAACUCCCAAGUUAAGGCUCACCUGGGGUCCCCCGCAGGACAUAGGCUUGGUUCAAAGCUUGGAGGGUCUGGGACAGGGGCGUCGACAGGCCUGUUUUAGGGGGACUGUGCAUUUAUUGGCUUAAGUCAUGAAUAGUUUGCCAUCAGCCCCCCGUAAAGACUCAGCUUCCCUGUCCGUUCACCUCUAACUACGCCCCUAGUCUGGGAUCAUCCACCACCUGCAACGAGAACGAAAUUUUAUGCCACGCCAGUUUGUCACUGCUAUAAGGAGAUACAUUAAAAAGAGUCAUUCAUCUGCUGGCAAAGACUGCUGUAAACAAAUGUCAUGUAUCUGCUGCUAUUAUAUCCGAGAUGAAACUGAAACAAGGAUUGCAUGAUGCAAGACAUGGCCUCAGAUCUCUCUGGGUCCGUGGCCACGCCGAGUGCAGGGGCUGGGCCGGCCCAGGCGAGGAUGACCGGCAUGUUGCCGGGUCGAGGGAGCAAGAGGAGGUCAGUGGGAAUGGAUGUGGAUGAGGAGGACGCAGACGGCCCCAGCAAAUUUUCAAGAGAGAACCACAGCGAGAUCGAGCGGCGUCGCCGCAACAAGAUGAGCCAGUACAUCACGGAGCUGUCGGACAUGGUGCCCACCUGCAGCGCUCUGGCCCGCAAGCCCGACAAGCUGACCAUCCUGCGCAUGGCCGUCUCGCACAUGAAGACCAUGCGUGGGGCGGGCAACACCUCCAUCAACGGGGCCUACAAGCCGUCCUUCCUCACCGAGCAGGAGCUGAAACACUUAAUCUUGGAGGCAGCGGAUGGAUUCCUGUUUGUGGUUGCGACUGAGACGGGCCGCGUGAUCUACGUGUCGGACUCUGUGACGCCGGUGCUGAACCAGCCGCAGUCCGAGUGGCUGGGAAGCUCGCUGUACGAGCAGGUCCACCCGGACGACGUGGGCAAGCUGAGGGAGCAGCUGAGCACCUCGGAGAGCUCCAUGACAGGUCGCAUUCUAGACCUGAAGACAGGCACGGUGAAGAAGGAGGGACAGCAGUCAUCCAUGAGGAUGUGUAUGGGCUCCAGACGCUCAUUUAUCUGCAGAAUGAGGUGCGGCACGGCCUCUUUGGAACACCGACUGUCCAACGUGAGGAAGAGGUACAGGAAUGGCCUUGGAUCCUCCAAGGACGGGGAACCGGAGUACUUGGUUGUGCACUGCACAGGAUAUGUGAAAACCUGGCCGCCCGCAGGUGUGACGAUGCCUGAGGAAGAUGCUGAACCGGGACAGACCAGCAAAUACUGCCUGGUGGCGAUCGGCAGACUGCAGGUAACCAGCUCGCCGGUCACUGUGGACACCAAUGGCCUCCUGGUCCCCACCGAGUUUCUCUCACGGCACAACUUGGACGGUGUCACCACUUUCGUGGACCCUCGCUGCAUCAGCGUUGUUGGAUACCAGCCGCAGGACCUACUGGGCAAAGGAAUCCUUGAAUUCUGCCACCCCGAGGACCAGGGCCACCUCAGAGAGAGUUUCCAACAGGUGGUGAAGCUAAAAGGUCAGGUCCUCUCCGUCAUGUACCGGUUCCGUCUGAAGACCAGAGACUGGAUGCUUAUCAGAACCAGCAGCUUCACGUUCCAGAACCCCUAUUCAGAUGAGAUUGAGUACAUCAUCUGCACCAACACCAACAUCAAGCAGCUCCAGCAGCAGCAGGUCGAGCUGGAGGAACAGCAGAAGACCGGCACUCCUGCCUAUGACCUCACCCAGGUCCCCGUCCCUGGAGCGGCUGCAGGGGUCCACGAGGCGGGCAAAACCCUGGAGAAGCAGGAUGGCAUGUUCUCCCAGGAACCAGAUGCUCGCUUUGUAGAUGUGUACGCUGGGAUGCCAGGCUCCGACAAAAAGAUAAUGGGGCCGUCGUCCACCUUGGGGAGCCAGCAGCUCUUCCCACAGGGCAGUGCCUUUGAAGCAGGGCAUGCUGGGAAAACCUUUGGCUCCUCUGUUAUACAUGUUCCUGGGGUGUCUGACAUCCAGGCAUCAACCCCCACUGGUCAGAAUCUGGAGCAGAUGUCACAGGAAAUUAACCCAGCCCCGGUGACUUGGACAGACAGCCGCCCCCCCUUCUCCUCACAGUCUGGGAAGGCCCAGUCCUCCCCUUUCGAAAUUGGCUCCAGUCACAGCUACACGGCAGACCCAUCUCCAUACAGCCCUCUUUCCAGUCCGGCCACAUCGUCCCCCAGUGGGAAUGGCUACAGCAGCUUGGCCAGUCGCGGUGCUCCAUUUGAUGUUGCAGAUGAAGGUGGUCAGGAUGGGGUCCAGUUCCAGGGCCGGCCCUCAGAGGUGUGGUCACAGUGGCAGGGGCAGCACCACGACCAGCAGGGCGGCGAUCAGCACAGCCACACCCAGCCAGGGCAGACAGAGGUCUUCCAGGACAUGCUGCCUUUGGCUGGGGAUCCAACGCAAGGAACAGCCAAUUACAACAUUGAAGACUUUGCUGACUUGGGAAUGUUUCCGCCUUUUUCUGAGUAGCUUCCAGUGACAUGGAAAGGAUGGCCGAGUUGUCUGGUUCCGCCUGCCUUCAAGCUCAUCGGAAUGGUACAUCAAAAAACGUCAGUAAACACCCCCAUGCCUGUAAAGGUCGGCAAACACACUCAUCCCCGUAAACAAAGGAGACUGUACCAUCAUCGCAGUGAAAUCCGUAAACAAGACUGAUGAGUAACGUGUGAUAGUAAGUGUUGAUCACCUGACAGAAGUAUGACUUACGUGCCGCAGAGACCGCGUACUGUUGUGUGUCUGCCUUGUUUACAUUCCAGAAGAGUUUCACUGCAUUCAGUUUCCAUAUUCCAGGUGUCCGUGACGGACGUUGACUAAAGGCCCAGAUCACUGCUCACACUGUUCACAAAGAGUCUGUCCCAAAACACUGCAUCAGCAGCAUCAACUUAGGUGUCUACCAUUUAUCACUAAUAACAGCUUUUGUUUAACACAGUAGGAUUCAAAGGCAAAGUUGGGUACAAUAGUUUAAAGUACUAAACACACAAGAAGCAUAAGUUGUUCUAGAUUUGGAAAAGGCAGCAGUAGCAGCUCUUUGUGAGGUGAAGGCCCUUACACAGGUUGAGCAGCAUGAAGCACAACUCAUCUUGGGAACUGCUGCAGUUUGUAUAUCGUGUUUUUCACUGUUCACAGAAAAUGGCAUUGGUUAUUUUGCAUGGUAAUGCAUGGCCAGAUGUAUGUAUUGCAGUGUUGCAGUGUUUCCCAACCUGGUCUUCAGGGACCCGCAGACAGUCCACGUUUUUGCUCUACCAGGGGCUGGGAGGAAGCAAAAACAUGGACUGUCUGUGGGUCCCUGAGGACCGGGUUGGGAAACACUAAUGUAUUGUGUAACAUUUGGUAGUGGGAUGACCGACCAUGAGUCACCAUCAGUUUGCUAGAUCAAGUGAGAGUUUUUGUAAAUAAAGCGUGAUUUAUACAUCACUGUUUUUGUACAUGAAAAAGUAUACGCAUUUUACGUACUAUCAAUAUCACUGUGCAUAAGUUAAUCGGUGUAUUAAUGUUUAGUUUAAUGUAUUUUAUGUCUGGACUUGUAUAAAAAUUGUGCAACUAUGAUUAUUUUUGUGUGACUGCACAGAUGUGCUUGUGACAAUUAAAUAUCAACUAUACAAUCGA
Molecule: messenger RNA, 4335 nt
Organism: Paramormyrops kingsleyae
Lineage: Eukaryota; Metazoa; Chordata; Actinopteri; Osteoglossiformes; Mormyridae
Source: RefSeq, a predicted model, not a curated record